AUGCGUCAAAUGUCGUCAACAUCAAGUUGUCUAAUCAAACAAUGUUUACGUUCCUUUCCUAAUUUUUUAUAAAACAAAAAUAAUGUUAGGGAACCUCAAGGACUUCAUUUCAGUCGUGCAAGAUGGUUUAACAUCGAAUAACAAUAUACGGCACACGCUACAAGAAGUACAGAAGGUAACAAAUAUAUUUAAAGAUAGGCAGAAAGUAGCACACGAGAGCAAAGUCAAUUACGGAGCUGGGGGUGCCUUGUUAGAGAAAUAUCAGGAGGAAUGGGCGAAGAUACAUGAAAAUGCUGACACAAACGCCAAGGCAGCUGAUGAAGUAGAUAAAUUGAUAUUAGAAUUACACGAAGAGACAAAAAAGCGUUUACAAAGUGCGAAUGAGUUAGCGAAUAAUUUGUCCAUGAUUCCUUCGUUGACUGCGUCCGUAGCGCAGUGUAUGGAUAGUCUGAAGAGCGUGCAGAGUCUGAUGCAGUCCGUCGAAGAAGAAUUAGUAGAGUUUGAGGAUAUUGUGGAGCGAAGUAAGAUGGAAAACUGGAAAUUGGACCAUCACUAUCAUCUGACUAUGUAUAAAGAGAAGAAAAUGGUUGCAUUAGAAGAGGUCCGCAACAAACUUGCCAAGGAAAACAGCCAGUUGAACUAUGAGCGAGAGAGACAGCAGCUGGCGGAGUUCCAGGUGAAGAGAGAGCACAGCUCCAAUGCCUUUCAGCUGGACAUGGCCAAGUACUUAGCUGGGAUUACUACUCCAAGUAAUCAGCCUUCAACACCAAAAGUAACUCUAGAACAAAUUCAACUGGAAGAUGAUUGCACGGACUUGGAGAAGUUCCUGGACAGCUGAUGUGGCAGCCACCUGGUAUAGUGAUACGUUCCGAGCUUGUACAAUUAAGACUUAUGCAUUCUAUUUUAUAUUCCAAAGUUAAUAUAAUGUUUGUUGAAUAUUUUAA
Trichoplusia ni (cabbage looper) is the source of this 944-nucleotide messenger RNA. RefSeq names its product dysbindin (gene Dysb). Bases 83 to 838 code for a protein of 251 amino acids. The transcript is spliced from 3 exons. Gene Ontology annotation, cellular component: cytoplasm. NCBI's taxonomy places the organism in Eukaryota, Metazoa, Arthropoda, Insecta, Lepidoptera, Noctuidae. The record is from RefSeq and is a predicted model, not a curated record. Gene Ontology annotation, biological process: negative regulation of protein kinase activity.